AUGACUCCUCCUCAUCGGCAAACAGAGCCAGGUCAGCCUCCUGAUUGCCAAUCAGGUACAGUUAUAAUAAGAGCAAACACAGAGCAGCUGAGUGGCCAUGAUGUCAUUGAUGGCUCUGGAUGGUACUCUCUCCCCCCUCGUCUCUCCUCCUCCUGCUUCCAUCUGCUUCUGUGUCGUCACAGCUAGAAAGCCUGGGAGUGGCCGGGGGGAGGAGAGGAAGUGGAGAGACGGAAAAAAGAAGAAGGAGGAGAACAGGAAGAUCGAGCAGCCGUGAACAAAUCAGGGAUUUUUCUGAAUAUUUCCACCUGCGAUCAUCCUGCAGCCCAUUGCAGCAUGGCCGAGGGCUCUGUGUCUGCCGCCGAGGUGGCGAUGUCCUUCCAGAAGUUUGCCGUCCACGGUGACACCAAAGCGACGGGGAAGGAGAUGCACGGCAAGAACUUCGCAAAGAUGUGCAAGGAUUGCAACAUCAUCGACGGCAAGAACGUCACCACCACAGACGUCGACAUUGUCUUCAGCAAAGUCAAGUCUAAAUCAGCUCGCGUAAUCACAUUAGAGCAGUUCAACUUGGCCCUGACUGAGCUGGCCCCCAAGCGUUUUAAAGGAAACAGCAAGGAGGAGGCGCUGCAGCUAAUUUACGGCCUGAUUGUUGGCAAGGAGCCUGCCAAUGCCGGAAUCACUAGAGCAGCAAAGGUGGCGGCUGUGGACAGACUGACCGACACCACCAAGUACACGGGAACACACAAGGAGAGAUUCGAUGACUCGGGAAAAGGGAAGGGAAAGGUCGGCCGUCAGGACACCCCUGACGCUAGCGGCUACGUCGCAGCUUACAAGGGCAGCGGCACUUAUGAAGAAAAGGUGAAGGAUUCACAAUCCUGAAGAUUUACAGAACGAUAUCAAAAAAUGUAGAUUUUGGUCUCACUGUAUUUUAGAAUGACAUAUGCAUCUCUUACAUUAGUGAACAGAGAAAAUGCGCUUUGCUUUGUGCCUUAUUAUAGGAAUGUUUAAAAGCAUAUUGCUCCUACUUACCCUGUUUUUACAAUGAAGAAAAUAAAUGCAUAAAAAUCGUGUAUCAAAACUUAAAAACAAACAAAAACAUUUUUUUUAAAUAUUUAAAUGAUUUGAGUACUAAAAAACAACAACAUAUACCCCCUAGAGCAGGGGUUGGCAACCCAAAAUGUUGAAAGAGCCAUAUUGGACCAAAAAUACAAACAAAAGUCUGUCUGGAGCCACAAAAAAAUUAAAGUCUUAUUUAGGUGUUAUAAUGAAGGCAACACAUGAUGUAAAUGUCUAUAUUUGCUAUAAUUGCCUACUAUCAAAAUGACUAUGGUCACAAGCUGACGCAAAUCUUCGUUGACAGAAAUGUUGAAAUGUAAUAUUUAUUCUACACAUUGGAAAACAUUAGUAAAACGGAGGUUUUGUCACGUGUGGUGCGCAUGGUGAUGCAGGGUUUUGUUCUCCCAGGAAGCAAAGGACGAAUCCGGACAGGACUUACAGGUGACGACUUGAUUUAAUAGAAAAAUAACACAAAACUGGUACAAAACAGAAAACAAACCGACAGGAAGAGGUGCCGAACGCACUGGAAGCUAAGGCUAACACUUAGCACAGACUAUGGAACUUAGCUGAGUCUAGAAUCAAGAACGAACUUACGUGGCAGUCGCGUGAUGCAAAAACAAAGAAAGCAGAACGAGUGAUGAACAAAAGUGGGCUUAAAUAGAGUCUCUGAUGAGAAACAGGUGCGCGUACAAGGCAGGUGAAAAUCAAGUAACCAUGGUGACGAAACAAACUCACAAGUGCACAAGUAAUAACAAAAGGAGUCCAAAACUAACCAAACAUAACUUAACAAAACAUGAUCCGACCACGGAUCAUGACAGGUUUCUCAGAAGGUGAGAAAACUCCUUGACAUUACUGGCUUUUAAUGGCCAAAAGGUAUAGAUGUGUGUGUUCGAGUUAAAGGAAACGACAGGCUGCCUACUCUAGCGGAUUUAUUACAAUCUUUGCAAGCUGAGUAACGUUUGCUGUGGUCUGGAACAACAAUGCAUACAAACAACUAUUAGAAAUGCAGCCGAUAUUACAUACAGAUAAUGUGUCAUGGGACAUGCAAAUAUAAAUUAAACACAGAGGACAGAAGUAAAGGAAAUGAAAAGAGCUCAAAUAUACCUACACACUAGGCAUAAUGAUGCAAUAUGUACAUAAAGCUAGCCUAAAUAGCAUGUUAGCAUCGAUGCCUGAUUAGCAGUCCAACAAGUCAAUACAUCAACAAAGCUCACCUUUGUGCAUUCACACACAGUAUAAAACGUUGGUGGACAAAAUAAGACAAAAAAGGAAUGGCAUAAAACAUGUCUUUCUGUGGCAGCGUCUGAGAAAGUUGUACAUGUAAACAAACUACAGUGAGUUCAAGGGCCGACAAAAUUAGUAGGACACGCCAAAUAGUUUCAUCAUUGAUUAAAAACAGUGGGAUUUCCAACAA
This is a messenger RNA of Nerophis lumbriciformis (worm pipefish), 2467 nucleotides long. The record is from RefSeq and is a predicted model, not a curated record. NCBI's taxonomy places the organism in Eukaryota, Metazoa, Chordata, Actinopteri, Syngnathiformes, Syngnathidae.